AUGUUCCGGCUCGCUAGUCUCUGUCUUCUGGUCCUCGGGGUUUGCGCCUCCAACUUCGAAGAGGAGGACAAUGUCAUCGUCCUCACCAAGGUUUGCAUCAUUUUAAUAAUAUUGAAGGAAGUCGGCAGAGGCAGACUUUCUUGAGCAGACGUGUAAAAUAAAAUUAUCCCAAAAAGUUUCCCAUAAAAAUUUGUUUGCUGUUUCAAUGUCAUUCUAAAGCCAUAGUGAAAAUUUUUAAAAGGAUCUAAAUGUUUAUUCUAAAACCGAAAAGAAAGAAAAAUUUGAUUUUGGAUAGAUAUACUUCAUCCAUUCUGUGUAAAAAACUAGAAAAGCUUCGGAAUUUUCCACUUUUUCCCUGCUAACUGCUGGAAGAAUCUUAAUGAAUUUUUUCCUAGGCUAGCGAUGAAUGAACUACACAUAAUUAUCAAAAUUCAAAACCAACACCCAAAAAAUUAAAAAAAGCAAAGCUUUGGAGAAAAAAAGCGUGAAAGGGUGAAUUUUUUUGUUGGGUCCCGGCUUUUCAUAAAUAUGAAAGAAACGCCAAACCGGCAGUUUUUUUCAUUUUUUUUGAAAGCUUUUUCAAAAAAAUCAAAAAAAGUUUUGAUUCAAAAUUUUAAUUUUCUUUCCCCAUUUCAGGACAACUUCGAUGACGUCAUCAAUGGUCACGAAUUCAUCCUGGUCGAGUUCUACGCCCCAUGGUGCGGUCAUUGCAAGGUAGAAAUAAACGAUUGCGAAAUAGUUUCUAAGUCGACGUGUCCUUAGGCCCUGACGCCAGAGUACGCCAAGGCCGCCACCCAACUGAAGGAGGAAGAAUCCGAGAUCCGCCUCGGCAAGUUGGAUGCCACCGUCCACGGUGAAGUCUCCAGCAAGUUCGAGGUAAACUUGAAGAGUUUGAAAAAAUUUCAUUAUUUUUUAUUUUUCCAGGUCCGCGGAUACCCAACCUUGAAGCUGUUCCGCAACGGAAAGCCACAAGAGUACAACGGCGGACGUGACCACAACUCGAUCAUCGCCUGGUUGAAGAAGAAGACUGGACCAGUCGCCAAGAGCCUCGGAGAUGCUGAUGCCCUCAAGGACCUCCAGGAAUCCGCUGAUGUCGUCGUCGUUGGAUACUUCAAGGUAAAUCUGCUUCAAAAUACGGCUAGACAGGCACAUUCCAAUAAAUCCUCAACCAGCGAAAAUCAAACUUUAGAAAUUUAACUCUGAAAGUUUUCUAUCAAGCUUUACCAUCCCAAACUCUCUAUGGAAAAAGAUAUUCCUAAACGAAAAGCUCAAAAAAUCGGAUCACUUUUUCAGUUUAGCUUCUUCUAAUGAUUCUAUCUCAAAAUCGCGCCAGCACAAAAAAAAGCAAAAGAUCUUGUGGCCAAAGUGCCCUUGACCGCGUUGACGACGCCUCUUUCCGUUCCGCAAAAAGAGGCCGCGACCUUGGAAGGAAUCAUCGCGCAAUUGCGACACACAUAUCCGUCGCUCGAUAGCCUAGUUUAGAACUGCAAGGCGGACAGUUUUUCCUGAUCGAUUACUUUUCUUGGACUGUUUGGAUAGUGAGAUCUGUUUGCACAGAGACGGACCUUUGCCAAAGCGGCAAGGAAGGAGAAUUUGGGUACUCAGACACCAGGAAGAGAUUUUCAAGUGAAUCCUCCUUCCCAAAAACUUCUGAAUUAGUCACUGAUGGCUUAGAAGUUUUAACUUUCCUCAGAUAUCAACCAAAUCCGAAAUCCAAAGAAACAUCCAAUCUUUUUCAAAAUGUACUUCUGAACACAAAAUGACGCAUUUUUGUACCUACUUCCUUAGAAACUGAAUAACGCGGCUGUCGCUAUGGAGAUGAUAAUUACUCAAUUAUGAAACCGGAUCUAUUUUCGAACUUGCGGUGUUGUCGACAAUUCUAAUUAGUUAAUCAGUGCGUCGAAAACUCGUGACUAAAUGACCAUAAAGCAGUGCUUUUUGCAAUUAUGAAAUGGAUUGCACUUCAUACGUCAGUUAAUUAAUCAUUGCUGCAAGAACUUGCGACAAGUUAGAGAAUUCCUGGAAAGUUAGAAGCCAUUCCAAUUACGUGAUCUUAGAUUCGAAAAAAUCAUUACUUAAUUAAUCCUUUUGCAGAAUGCCGAAUCUGAUGACGCCAAGACCUUCCUCGAGGUCGCCGCCAGCAUCGAUGACGUGCCAUUCGGAAUCGCCACUGAGGAAGCCGUCCGCAAGGAGCUCGAGCUCAAGGGAGAAGGAAUCGUCCUUCUGAAGAAGUUCGACGACGGCCGUGCUGACUUCGACGAGAAGCUCUCCGCUGAUGCCCUCAAGACCUGGAUCCAGGCCAACCGUCUCGCCCUCGUCUCCGAAUUCACCCAGGAAACCGCCUCUGUCAUCUUCGGCGGAGAGAUCAAGUCCCACAACCUUCUCUUCGUCUCCAAGGAAUCCUCCGAAUUCUCCCGCCUCGAGUCUGAGUUCAAGAACGCCGCCAAGGAAUUCAAGGGCAAGGUUCUGUUCGUCUUCAUCAACACCGACGUCGAGGAGAACGCUCGCAUCAUGGAGUUCUUCGGACUCAAGAAGGACGAGCUCCCAGCCAUCCGUCUCAUCUCCCUCGAAGAGGACAUGACCAAGUUCAAGCCUGACUUCGCUGAGAUCAACACCGAGAACAUUGUCAAGUUCACCCAGUCGUACGUCGAUGGAUCGCUCAAGCCUCACCUCAUGUCCGAGGAGGUGCCAGAAGACUGGGACAAGAGCCCCGUCAAGGUUCUCGUCGGCAAGAACUUCGAGCAGGUCGCUCGCGACUCCACCAAGAACGUCCUCGUCGAGUUCUACGCUCCAUGGUGCGGACACUGCAAGCAGCUGACGCCAACCUGGGAGAAGCUCGGAGAGAAGUUCGCCGACCACGAGAACAUCGUCAUCGCCAAGAUGGACGCCACUCUUAACGAGGUUUGUUUUUAUUUGGAUUUUUGGCUAUCCGAUGGAAACUUGAACAUUUUGCUUUAAGAAAAAAAGCCCCAUUUUUCUCAGAAUUAGUAAUUAAAUGAAGUCGAGAAAGCUCUAAAAAAGCUUUUCACGAAGUUUUUUCCCUGAAUUCAGCUUUCGAAACAUUUAAUCACAUCGACAGCAUGUGAAAAAAGUUAACAACUUCGAAACUGGUUGAUAUAUAUCAUUACUGUUUCAGGUCGAAGACGUCAAGAUCCAAUCUUUCCCCACGAUCAAGUUCUUCCCAGCCGGCUCCAACAAGGUCAUCGACUACACUGGCGACCGCACCAUCGAAGGCUUCACCAAGUUCCUCGAGAGCAACGGCAAGGACGGCGCCGGCCCAUCUGAAGACGACAAGGCCGACGAGGAGGCCGAAGAGGAGGGCCAUUCCGAGCUCUAA
Molecule: messenger RNA, 3337 nt
Organism: Caenorhabditis auriculariae
Lineage: Eukaryota; Metazoa; Nematoda; Chromadorea; Rhabditida; Rhabditidae
Source: the annotation of a GenBank genome assembly